Messenger RNA from Colletotrichum phormii, 1013 nucleotides. RefSeq lists its product as uncharacterized. The transcript has a single exon. The record is from RefSeq and is a predicted model, not a curated record. NCBI's taxonomy places the organism in Eukaryota, Fungi, Ascomycota, Sordariomycetes, Glomerellales, Glomerellaceae. The coding region runs from base 143 to 916 and encodes 257 amino acids.
GCCAGUAGCAAGUAAAUGCUGCAACCCCAGACGCAGCAAGGAUGGGAUGAAGGAAAUAUAAAGCCAUCGUCAAUGCACUCUGGGGAUUUCUAGCUUGCAACAAAGUCCCCAGAACUAUUUGAAACCCCACGCCACCGCCCGGAUGAAGUCUCCGAGUUUAUUUCGUGCUGCCUUCAAUCCAUUCGAGGCGCCCAACGACACGGCAGGAAACCUGCAGGGAACUGGAUUCCGACCCACAAUGAUGGAUUCAAGCUGGGCACACAUCAGCGACGGCUGGAACGCGGUAGAGCUGCUCUUUGAGAAGCACCACGUCUUUCUCGAAAUCUUCUGGAUCUCGAGCACGUACCUGCGUUUUCUAGUGCCAAGUUGGAGGAAGGUUUCGACGCCGACUCAUGCAAAGUACACAGCGCUGCCCUGGAUUCCUCUAAUGAUCCAUGUCAUCCUCGGAACCAUCGAGCUGGCCCGAUACUACUAUCCUCUUGCCGUCACCGGUGAACCUCCCGUGCCAAACCUGAUUGACUUUAUCCUUGGACUGGCCUUCUCGGCCGGAAGCUUCCAUCUGGCUGCGUAUGUCCGCGAGGGGAACAUCCCCUUCAUCAGAACCACAUUCCAGGCAACUGCUCUGCAGCGAGCGCUCGCCUCCACGUUGGGGUACGUGCAUGGUGACGCGCAGUGGCACCGAGCGUCCGUCAAACUGCUGAACAACUUCACCUGGGUCCGGUGGCUCCUCGCGUCCGGGAAGCAUUUCCAGGGAUUCCGAACGUACGGGGACACCUUCACGGCCAGCGUGGUCAUGGCUCACCCGCUUUCUUUGUGGGAGGGAGACUACCCCGUGGGGAUUCCUCUCUAUGCCUCCAUCGUGCUCACGUUGCUGGCCGUCGACAAGUGGGCAUCACGAAAACUAGACGGAAAGUGAGUUGCGCUAGAAGACCGGACAAUCCAAUACCGCCGUCCGAAAUUGUGGUUUUUGGGCUGACCUGAACGUCACAGACCAGGGUUCGUCCCCCGCGUUC